UAAGUUGGAGUUGUUGGUUGGUUCUGUGUUCUGUCGAAUUUAGGUUUAGGAUUAGGUUAAAUUACGGAAAAUGGCUGAGGAAGCUGCAGUCGAGAAUUUAGCAAUUUCAAGAUUCUUUUGUCACAAAUGCAACUUAGAAAUCGGCCGCGUCCAACCAGACUACACGUGUCCAACAUGUCAAAGUGGGUUCAUUGAAGCUCUUGAAAACCAACCGGAACCAAGCGAGGAAAGCGACAGCGAUAUGGAAGUUGUUCAGCCAUUUGAUCUACUCAAUGACAUGCUCAUCGGGCUCAGUGGUGGCUCUGGGGCGUACAGGAGGGGUAACCGAGGCCACAGGAACCGAGGCGAGCGCAGGAGGGGUGGGAGGGGCAGACAAGUUGUCCCAUUUGAAAAUCUGAUCCAAGACUUCAUCGUGAACCUGACAGAAGUCGGUCUUGGAGGGCUCGGUGUCACACCUAGGCCAAAUGGACCUGUUAAUUUUCAAGACUUCCUUUCUCCCAUCCUGACCAACCUGGCUCCAGAAGCAGUUGUCCAAGCUGUCUUUACCAGUGUUGACCCUGGUCUGUUCCUAGGUAACCCCGGUGACUAUGCGUGGGGAAGGGAGGGGCUUGACACCAUCGUCACUCAGCUGCUUAACCAGAUGGACGGCCAUGGACCACCACCUCUGGCCAGGGAAAAGAUCCAAGAAAUACCCACGGCUGUCAUCACUCAGGACCAAGUUGAUUCCAACCUUCAGUGCAGCGUUUGCUGGGAGGACUUCAAAGUAAGCGAGCCGGUUCGCAAACUUGUCUGCGAGCAUGUCUAUCACGAGCCAUGCAUCAUCCCAUGGCUUGAACUGCAUGGAACCUGCCCCAUCUGCCGCAUGACCCUAGGAGAGGAGGGAAGGUCCGAUGAAAAUGGAAGCUCAGUUUUUGAAUCCCAAAAUGUUGGUCCAGGCCUCGCUGCACUUCUCAGGGCCGCGGAGCAGGUAGACAGUGCCAGCCGAGCUUCCUCAACUUCCUCAAGCGACACAAGUAUUUCUGGAAACAGUUUUAAUUCAAACAAUAUGGAUAUUGACUACGACUAGAAAUGACAGAGACCAUCACCCUUGUAAAACAAAUUAACAGUUAAACUAUUGUACAGAAUGUUGUUAAAUACCUUGUUCUUGUUGCACAUUAUUGAGUCUUAUGUGUUUUAUCAUUAUAUUAAGCUGAAAUGGAAUAUUAUUUUUAAUCUGAUAUAUUUUAUAUUAAUCUUAAGUUUAAAGUGCUAGUCUGUGUAGGAUAUUGUUAAUAAGAUGUAAAGAAUGUAAAGGCAACUUUAAAGGGAAUUGUGAGACCUCGAUCACUGAGAACAUAAAAGAACUUGAAAUCGCUAAAUUUGAGACCGUGAGGAGAGAAGACAAGGCAUUCCUCGAUGUAUAAAUAUCUGGUGUAAUAUAAAAUGUUCUAUCCCCCUCUUCUCUUACUACUUGGUAGAUAGACGUUAUAGUUUCUCGUAUUACAUCUGUCUCUUUUUUUAACCGGUUAGAAAUAAAUUAAGGCACUAAAAUUAGGUGUUAACUGUAGUGCAAGUUAGUAGUUCAACUUUAAGUUGAAAUAAAAGUUAGGCUUCACAAAAUGUCUUCUAAUUUACUACCUUAUCUUACAUUUCUCAGCCAGAUAGUGGAGAGUAAAUUAAAGAAGUAAAUCCCAGAUAUCAAGACUUUGUAUGAUGUAGUUAACAUUUAAUUUUCAGACCUGAUCACUACGGUAUAAGAUAAUGCAAAUACAUAACAAAAUUUUUAAUUACAAAGUACACAAACUGUCAGGGCAUUCUUCCUGUUGAAGACAUUUUCAUUUACAGUAGACUCCAUCUUAUACGGACUCCUCAGGACCGAGGCCAGUCCAGACAACGGGUUUUCCGGUUAAACCGACGUCCCCAAAAACUUGUUAAACUGGACCGUUAAAGUGCAUGCUGUAUGUAUACAGUAUUUUACUUAAAUUUAGGAGAGCAUUGUCUUUAGACAUGUGAUGACUGGUCUCAACAGACAGAACAGUCGUUUCAGUACCGCCCACUUCCUGCCCAUCUUGUCCAGUUAAACCAAUGUGCUGAUAAAAAUUUUCCGGUUAAAGAGAUGUCAUUUCCACCGAGUUUAGUCCGGUUAAAAGGUGUCCGAAUAAGAGUGAUUCUACUGUAGGUCUUAAACUUUGGUAAAGGAAGAGAAUAUUAGUUAUUUCAAUGGCAUAACUACAAUUUUGUUAUCUAUCAAAUCUUUUACAAAAAUAUUUUGAAACAGAGUGUUUGAUUUAUUUAAUAAUACAUUUUAACUUUUUUUUAUGUUCCAUAAACAAAAUGUACCGUAUCAUGAAUAUAUCUUAUAACUUUUAUAUAAUCGCUACAACAGUUUUAAGCCCCUAUAAGUUUUAUCCUUUCAAAUCAGCAAUUCUCUGGAGUACUUAAAAAAAAGGCCAACGACUGUAGAUUUUGAAACCUAAUUGCUUUGUAAAAAUGUUCAUGCUUAAACUAAAAAUAAACUAUUUAUGUCCUUUU
Messenger RNA from Macrosteles quadrilineatus (aster leafhopper), 2511 nucleotides. RefSeq names its product E3 ubiquitin-protein ligase Iruka-like. Gene Ontology annotation, molecular function: ubiquitin protein ligase activity. Lineage: Eukaryota; Metazoa; Arthropoda; Insecta; Hemiptera; Cicadellidae. Gene Ontology annotation, biological process: protein ubiquitination; positive regulation of DNA-templated transcription; ubiquitin-dependent protein catabolic process. The coding region runs from base 71 to 1066 and encodes 331 amino acids. The record is from RefSeq and is a predicted model, not a curated record. Gene Ontology annotation, cellular component: cytoplasm; nucleoplasm. The transcript is spliced from 10 exons.